Molecule: messenger RNA, 5257 nt
Organism: Oncorhynchus gorbuscha (pink salmon)
Lineage: Eukaryota; Metazoa; Chordata; Actinopteri; Salmoniformes; Salmonidae
Product: mannosyl-oligosaccharide 1,2-alpha-mannosidase IA-like
Exons: 12
Coding region: 272-2146 (624 amino acids)
Biological process (GO): N-glycan processing; carbohydrate metabolic process
Cellular component (GO): extracellular exosome; endoplasmic reticulum; Golgi membrane
Molecular function (GO): mannosyl-oligosaccharide 1,2-alpha-mannosidase activity; calcium ion binding
Source: RefSeq, a predicted model, not a curated record
GACAAGAAGAGCUGUCAAUUGCGCAUAGCUGCCAUUCCUUCCGUUCCGUUCUGAGCGAAGAGUUUUUGCAGAUGUUUUCUCAGUAUGGGCAGUUGAAACAGCAGCGCGCUGCUCAAUAGUAACUUUUACGAAAUACUAAAUUAUUAAUUUAUCUGAUAUACAUAUGGGAAAUGGAUAGCUAAUAGUAUUGUACGGAAGCUAAGACUGUGUGCGACGUAAGCCGAUUUUAGAAUUGAAUUCAUUUGUUUUAGUUUCUUGAACGACAAGGAAAAUGCCAGUAGCAACUCUAUUGCCUUUUACAGCUACCCCGAGUAGGAAGUCUUCCAGCCCGACCUCUUUCAGACUGACAGAGAAAUUCAUUUUGCUAUUAGUUUUUAGCGCUUUUAUUACGCUUUGUUUCGGUGCUAUUUUUUUCCUACCGGAUUCGUCGAAGCUGCUCAGCGGAGUUUUCUUCCACUCGUCCGCGGUAGAAACCAACACUCGAAAAGGUACGGAUAGUGAUUCAAAUAUCGCAGUUGGGACCGACGAAAAGAUAUUAGCCAAGAUUAGAAAGGACCACGAAAAGGCUUUGGUUGAAGCCAAAGACACUCUUCAGAAACGACCAGACGAGAUAAAGCAAGAUAUACAGAACGAGAAGGACAAAGUUUUGAAGGAGGGUCUCGGUAAAGGUGGGAAAGAUGACGAUAACCUACCAGUCAUUGAAUAUGUCCGGCCACCCGGAGCAACAGGGCACGAGCCCUCCGAUCCGGAAACCAAAGAGAGACGAGAAAAAAUUAAAGAGAUGAUGAAGUUUGCCUGGGACAGUUAUAAGCGAUACGCCUGGGGAUCCAAUGAGCUGAGGCCUGUCUCCAUGCAAGGCCACUCCAGCAAUCUGUUUGGGAGCAUAAAGGGAGCCACCAUCGUGGAUGCCCUGGACACCCUAUACGUCAUGGAGAUGUAUGAGGACUUUGAGAUGGCCACAGAGUGGGUGGAGAAGAACCUGGACUUCAACGUGAAUGCUGAGGUCUCAGUCUUUGAAGUGAACAUCCGGUUUGUCGGAGGACUGCUCUCCGCCUAUUACCUCUCCGGCAAAGAGGUGUUCAGGAAGAAGGCCAUACAACUGGGAGAGAAGCUGUUGCCUGCAUUCAAAACACCCACAGGCAUCCCCUGGGCCCUCCUAAACCUGAAGAGUGGCAUCGGGAGGAACUGGCCGUGGGCGUCUGGAGGCAGCAGCAUCCUGGCGGAGUACGGCACCCUGCACCUGGAGUUCAUGCACCUCUCCAAGCUGUCAGGGAACCCAGCCUUCGCAGAGAAGGUCAUGAACAUCCGGAAGGUUCUGAAUCGACUGGAUAAGCCCCAGGGACUGUACCCCAACUAUUUGAACCCGAACAGCGGACAGUGGGGACAACAUCAUGUGUCAGUGGGCGGCCUGGGAGACAGCUUCUAUGAGUACCUGCUCAAGGCUUGGCUGAUGUCAGACAAGACGGACGAGGAGGGCAAGAAGCUCUACUAUGACGCUCUGCAGGCCAUUGAGACCAGUCUGAUGAGGAAGUCCAGCGGGGGACUGACGUACAUCGCUGAGUGGAAGGGCGGCCUGCUGGAGCACAAGAUGGGUCACCUGACGUGCUUCGCCGGGGGCAUGAUCGCCCUGGGGGCCGACGGAGCUCCCGAGGACAAGACGGGUCACCAGAUGGAGCAGGCCGCAGAGAUCGCCCGCACCUGCCACGAGUCCUACGCCCGCACCACCCUGAAGUUGGGCCCAGAGGGGUUCAGGUUUGACGGUGGCGUGGAGGCCAUCGCCACACGGCAGAACGAGAAGUACUUCAUCCUGAGGCCUGAGGUCAUCGAGACCUACAUGUACAUGUGGAGGUUCACCCACGACCCCAAGUACAGAGAGUGGGGCUGGGAGGCUGUGCAGGCUCUGGAGAAGCACUGUCGUGUGGAGGGAGGCUACAGUGGAGUGAGAGACGUCUACGCCACCAGCCCCAACCAUGACGACGUCCAGCAGAGCUUCUACCUGGCAGAGACACUCAAAUAUCUGUUCCUGCUGUUCUCUGAUGACGACCAUCUUCCUUUCGAGCACUGGGUGUUCAACACAGAGGCCCACCCCCUCCCUGUCAUCAAGAAGGAGAUGACGGACACAGACAAGCCAAACCAGCUGGAAUAGUGGACCACCCCCUGACCUGACUCCACCCAUCUCGGAACUCCUCUAUCCCCUCCCUCUCUGAGCAGUGGGCGGGGCUGUCUAUUUUACUCCUCCCCCACUGUGGGUGGAGCUCCCCCAGGCAGGUCACUCCCCUGGUAGACUGGACUCACUCCUGUUUUUGAGUCCAUGAUCAAACCAGAUGGAACCGGACCGGGCUGCCUGCCUCUCCUGACCCAGACUGCCCUCUACUGGGGACUGGGAACCACCACUCAGAACCACCUCGUCCAUGAGUGCUUGUCUUGUCAUCGUGUAGAGAUAACAAUCAGUCUGCAUGCUGCCCUCCCCUCCCAGUGCUGUAGAGGCUGUAGGAUUUACCCUCCUCUGUGAGGAGAACAGGACACUACUACGCUGUAAGAUUCACCAUCACUCAAAAAAAGCCAUACUGAUUUGAAUACAGCUUUAUCAUUUUCUUUCUUUCCAUGUAUUUCGGGUAUGUGAUUGUGGGUGUGACUGAAAACAGAUUUUAUGUCAGUCAACAUAUUAUCGGAUUUGGGUUGUUCUUAUCGUAAAUAUGAUUUUAGUCGCACUUAAACAAUGGACCGUUUAGGUGUAUUUCUGUUAAAGACCCAGAGCUUGAUUCUCACCUGCUCUAUAGCUGAAAUCCAGUCAAAAUAGUGCCUUUCCGUCUGAAAUAGUCUAUCGAAUAAGCAGUUCAGGCAAAUUGCAAGGCUUUUAUUUAUACAGGUAGUCUGGUAGUUAGCAGACGGUCCAGGUGGCAUUGGCUGAAGGUUUUAUCACCUUUACCACACUGCCAUCUAGUUUUGGACAACCAGUACUACAACAGUCCAGUCCUCCAGUCAUUUGAGUGUAGCAGGUCGCAGUAGGUUUAUAAAGGGGAUGAAGUCACGGGGGAAAGACCUGCAGUGAGGACAACCUUUCAGUUAAUGAAGUGGACACAUUUACUGUUUAGCUUGGUCCCUUCUUCCUGAAAUAUGGAACGUGUUGGGAAAGUAGAGCUCAUCCCUUCUAUCAACAUUUCAUCAAUUCAUUCAGCCUAGUCAGUUUGUCAGAGCUCACUUUAUUUCCCAACCCCCAUCAACAUGUUCCUUUGUUCUUAAAUCGACAAAGUUGCCGUGUGUUUUUGUUUUUUCUUUAUUAGAGGUGGUAAAGACAAUGAAUCCCAUGUGAUGUAAAAUAGUUGUUAUACUGAUAAUUUAUUCCGUAGUACAUUGGAAGGAAGGUUUGGGAUCAGGCCCCUAGGUGGCACUGUGGAGAGCGAGGGCACUGUGUUGUGGAUUAUUUGGGAGUUGGGGGAGACCAGGGCAGAGUCGGACCAAGAGCUUGGUAGUCAAUCAUAUGGAACGAAUGCAUCAUAUGAAUGAAUGUACCAUCAAAUGUGAUGUUUAAGAUUAUUUUGCCUUCCUUGAUCUUAAUUUGUUGAUUUAUUUGUUGAUUCCUUUCUUCUGGAAAGCACAAAAUGCUGAAGGAAUGUGUCGUGGUACCCAUCUGAAGAAGCUGUUAGUCCGUUCAGGAGAAUAAGAGGAAGCACAAGAGGAGUUGUUUAGUUGUGUUGACAUGCAAUGAGAAGAUGCAAGUAAGGUUCUCUGUUCACUACACUGGAUGAAAUCCACUCACAUAUGAACAUGUAAACAUGCUGAAUACUGUAUAGAGAAAAGAGGACCAAUACAUUGAAAUGGUCACAUACUGGACACAUCAUACAUAGACAUUCACACUACACACACUCUCAAACACACUCAUGACCAUGGAAGUUUAUGAACACACAGACAUGGACAUUAGAGAGAGAAGUGUGUUUGUAGGAAACCGUAGUCCAACAGUUCUGUUCUUCUGCGGUGUACUUUCACAGACAGGGGGCGCUGAUGUUCCUAAAAUGUCUCCCCAUACAUCUUAUUGGGAAAUAGAUGGGGUACGAUCAAGAGGCCUUCAUCUUUUUUUGAAGUCAUAUUCUGACCCUAGAAAAUAGAGCAGAGGUUUAAGAAGCCUCACUGAUAUCCGCUACCUGCUGGAGCUACACUCUUCCAGGCCUCCUAUUGAAACGCCAGCAGGGCAACCUCUGCUUUCUCUACUGUUCUCUAAUAAGACAAAGUCAAAGUAGUCCCUGUUUACCUUACUGGAGGAAGCAAUAUUAAUGUCCAUAUACGUUGAGAUCCCCCUCCACCUAGUUAAUUAUGGCAGCCAUUCGGGCUCGAGGGAAGAGAGUAUCACUCACUAUACACUGUAGAUAUGACAUUGCUGCAUUCACCGUCUCUGAGAGCCUAAAAGGCGCUGCAUAGUCAAUCAGACAUCUGCAUUGGCCGUGCAGCAUUUACAGUGAUACAGCCUCUGCAGAAGUCAGGGCGUUCAUACUUUGAGCUUUGCAGAGCAGUGCAGAGCUGUUGUCAAGGAAGUGAGUUUGUGUUUAUACAGGACCUCCCGCCUUCACCUACCGUUAACCAAUCAUGUCAAUGCGGAGCUAUACAGAGCCUUCCGCAUUGUUACAAAAUUCAAGAGGCUCACAGGGAUGCGGUAGGGAGCUCAAUUUGGCCUCUGAGUGCCUCCAGAGGCGCCGCAAUUGCAUCACACCAUCCAUAUGGCGCCUCAGACCACGUUGUCAGAUCAAGCAUAUAUUGUCUCUAAGUGUCUCCCGACUGUUGCAGCUUUUGGGAGCAGAAGGGAUGACUCGUAGGAAUACAGAAAAACGGUAAAGUCGCUGUAAAAUGAAAACAUGACAUUUAUUUUCCUCUUUCUUUCAGUAUGCAGACUAGAAGACGUGCUGUUCAUUUCCAAUUGACUUUGUGGUUGAAUAUUGUGUUGACGAUCUCUCGCAUUACAAUGCCUUUUAUUUGUGAAUCUCUUGUUAAUGGUUUCGUGAAACAACCUCAGAAAUGUAAACUGUACAAUAUUGCUGAUAAUCAUUCCAUUGCACAUAGUUUAUUUGGGUUAAUGUUAUUUUAAUUUUGUGGGAAAUUGUUAUGUUUGUUUUUGUUUCUUUCAUAUUAAAAUGUAAAUAUUCCAUUCUACAUUUAUAUAAAUCUUACGAACUUAUGGAUGAAAUGAUGUUAAUGAGCAGCAAAAAUUUUCAUAAACUAUAUUUGUUACACUUCUAUUGUGAAUAAAACAAUCUUUUAAUAGAUA